Molecule: messenger RNA, 5397 nt
Organism: Nymphalis io (European peacock)
Lineage: Eukaryota; Metazoa; Arthropoda; Insecta; Lepidoptera; Nymphalidae
Gene: xmas
Exons: 10
Coding region: 190-5331 (1713 amino acids)
Biological process (GO): mRNA export from nucleus
Cellular component (GO): transcription export complex 2; cytoplasm; nucleus
Molecular function (GO): RNA binding
Source: RefSeq, a predicted model, not a curated record
UGUGCUGCUUUUUCGUUAACUUACCUUAAACUUAACUUACAUAAAAUAAAAUUUAUCACUAGGUGACAUUUAAUUUAGUAUUUUUAAAAAUGGUAAUUUAAUUUGAUAAACGUAAUAACCGUUGUGUUGUCAAGUUCACCUAUGAUUAUAGAUUGUUAUAGGUUACCGUUAAAUUAAAUUACUAAUAACAUGGAUCAAGAACCCGAAAGUCCUCAAAAAGUAUUAAAAAAUUCGCUGUUAGAUAAAAUUAACAACAAAACGUCGAUCACUUGUACUAAGGUACCAGAAUGUUUAUUUGAAGCUAAGGCUGCUGAAAAGCACUUUAGUAAAUUUGGUCGAGUACAAAGGAUUCGCUUACUACCAAAGAGGUUCAUGUGUAUUGUUGAAUAUGACCAGCAGAGUUCAGCAGAGCGAGCUGUUCUCAAUGCUGGGGCUUAUGAUGGUUUUAUGUUUGAUGUAACACGCAUGAAGCCUAGAGUUAGAAGAAAAAGUAGAAAGGAUGAUGAUCCGGAUUGGGUUCCAGAUCCAGAAGUAGAAGAAGAACUAACUGCUAUGAGUGGAGCCCCAUUAUUUUCCAGAAUUUCAAGAGAAAAAGCAAUGGAUGUUAGUGUACCAAUGAGUUCCUUAAAACCAAUUAAAUCACCAAUAAGGAAGAAAAUGAUUAUGACUACACCAAAACGAGUAAAAAAAGUUGUUAAACAACCUACUAUGAAUCUUGAACCUCCUAUCUUGGUGACAACAGCACCAACAUUGCUUAAUACUAAAGAGGCAGCUUUAGAACUCCACAAACUUCGCUCAAGGGUAUCUAUGACACCGGAUGAGAAAUGGAGGACAUUAGAUGCAAGGGACAGGAUUCUUAGAGCAUGGGGGGGUGCAGGUUCAAGGGUAAAAGUUGGUGGAGCUACUAUAGGAACAUGUCCUGAUAUGUGUCCAGAAAAAGAAUUACUACACAGACAAGCUGAACAUCAAGUGAUGACAUUAGAAACUAUAAUUGAUUCUGAUGGUUUAUUAGAACCAUGGCGAGCUGUGAAGCAAUACAGUCGUAGCUCAGCUGAUCAGGAGAUUCCAAUGUGCUAUGAGCUGAGACCAGCAACAGUACUCAUGAGAACUUGUGUUUACCUCCUGCAUGAAGUAGCUGAUACCUCUAGACAGGUAACUUUGGCAGACUGGUUUCAUUUUAUGUGGGAUCGUUUUCGUGGAAUUCGCAAAGAUAUUACUCAGCAGGCUCUAUGCUGUGCCGACUCGAUUCGUAUGGUAGAGAUAUGUGCACGUUUUCACGCUCACUGUGCUGCUCGCCUUGCUGACUUGGAACACACUCAAUUUGACCAAAAGUUAAACACGGACAAUCUUACUAAAUGUCUUCAGACACUUAAACACAUGUAUGCCGAUGUUAGUCCUGAACAAAAGCCCAAUGAAGCAGAAUUCCGUGGUUAUAUAGCUUUACUAAAUCUUGGCGAUUCUAACUUCUGGUGGGAGAUUAAACAGUUGCCACAAGAGAUUCAAAAGUCAGAAUCAAUUGUUUUUGCUAUACAAAUAUAUACAACUUUGGACAAUAAUAACUAUGUGAAAUUUUUCCGUCUUGUUAAACAAAAAGCAACAUAUCUACAAGCUUGUAUUCUUUUGAGAUAUUUUAAUGAUGUCAGAGCAAGGGCUUUAGCGAGAAUUAUCAAGGCAUAUGCGCCAAGAGGCGGAUCUCUAUACCCUGCUGCAGAUUUAAUUAAAAUUCUCGCUUUUGAAACAGUUGAAAGCAUGAAAUCAUUCAUAAGUCACUAUGGUUUACGAUUCGCAAAAAAUGAAGAAGAACUAACAAUAAUUCUCAAUAGAAAUCAAUUUAUUGAAGAUAGUGAUCCCUACCCCGUCUCGAGAGCAAUACAAGUUAUAGAAUCAAAGAGACAAAACACAGUUGGAGAAGUAAUUUCUGGAGGUCACCUACCAACAUACAAUUAUGCAAAGAAUAAUGUUCAUUCAAGUUUUAAUAGUGAUGGCAGAUUAAAGGAGACCGCUUUAACAGCAGAAGAUUUAGAGUAUAAUACUAUAAACGAUAGUAAUAAAGAUGUAAACACUUUAAAAUUCGAACUACAAAAGCUAUUGCAAGUUGGUAAAAAUAUUGGAAUUUCAGAAAGAAUAAUAGAACCUAAGAAAAGUGGUUUGUUUGCUAAAGCCGAAAUAAGUCCCAGAAAAAAUACAAAUUUGUUUUCUAGUGCAGAAUAUGAUACAAAUCCAAGUAAGGUAUUUUCAUUUCAAGCAGCUGUUCCAGUUGCAUCAACAGAAGCUAUUAAAAAUUCACCAGAAAAAGUGUUGGCAGAAAGCUCAAAAAAUAUAUUUGUAUUUUCUAAGCCCCAAAAAACAGAGACUGGUAGUAUCCUUACAGGUGAUUUAUUUCAAACAAGAAGUACAGCUUUAGCAACAGAAUCCUUUUCAGACAGACCAAACAUUUUUAAUAAGGCAGGUGAAAAUAAUACGAAUUUGUUAACUGCUUCAAACAAUUUAUUUACUACUAAACAAGUAGGGGAUGGUUUAAAAAAAUCUGUAAUUGGAAAGUCUAUAUUUAAUCAGCAAGUUGAUACUAAUAAUGAGACAAAUGUUGGGAGCAGCAAAAAUAUUUUUAUGAGUGCAAAUACGAAUUUAUUUUCUAAGCCCGAAAGCGUUUCUAGCAAUGUUUUCACAAAAAUCCAGAGUCAUAGCUUAUUUCAAAAGCCUGCGGAUAGUAUUAGCAAAAGCAUUUUUGCUCCACCUAUGCAGAAUCAGUCAUCAAUAACAAAUCCUUUUACUUCUAAAUCUCUGUUUGAACCAAAUUCUAAAACAGAAAAUAGCACACAAAGACUUAUCCGUCCCUUUCCUCAAAACGGCGAUACAUCGGUGGCAAUAUCACCAGGAAGUUUAUUUAAAAAUGCAAAUCAACCAUUAUCCGAAACUCCGUAUACUAUAUUUCAAAGCAAAAAUAAAGCCCCAACAGUCGCUGAAAAUAUUUUUCAUUCUGUUCUUUCCAAAAAUAAUGUUUAUGAAUUUGAUGGUAAUCAAGGCGAACCAACAGCCGAGUUGCCUAGUGUUGAGCAAGUCAACGAAGAAGAGCAAAAAAGACUACAGGAAAUAAAUAGGAUGGAGCAAGAAAAACUUGAAUUCCAAAGAAAAGAAGAAGCUAAACGCAAAGAAGAAGAAGCUAAACGCAAAGAAGAAAUACGAAAGAAAAUGGAGGAGUUGAGAAAAAUUGAAGAGCUAAGAAAAAUGGAAAUUGAAGAUAAACGUAAGAGAGAAGAAGCAAAGAAACAAGAGGAAUUAAAGAUAAAACUAGAGGAAGAAAAGAAAAUGCAAUUAAAACUUAUUGCUGAGGAGCAAGAAAGGUUAUUUAAGGAGAGAGUCGAAAAUGAAUCUGUUGAACUAUUAGAUGAAUUAAUUAAUGAGAUUGGAGAUGAAGAAGCAGGAGUUAUUGUGAAAGAAGAGAAUGAACGUUUGGAAAAUUUAAUUUCUUUUGCUAAUGAAAUCACUGAAGGCAUAUGUUCAGAUUUAUUUAAUGAAAUUUGUGCUUCUGAACUUAAAGCUGAAAUUUUCAGGACUAGAAAGGUUAUGAAAAAAUGGUUUUUAAUAUGGAGACUACAAUUUGUUAGAAAUGAUAAAAGACGAAGUCUUUUGGAAGGAACUCCAGUUUGGUUACCAGAUAAAACACCUCAAGAAGAAGCAAGAUACUUAAGAAGAUUGAGUGAAAAAGCAGCGUUAAAAAAUAUGAAUGCUAUUCAUAGAGGUUAUAAAUUUACGGGAGAGUUGAAACAGAUACCGACACCAAAGCCGUACAAUGUCUUAGAUAUUAUUAGAUCACCUCUCUUGAAGCGCAUGAAACAAAUUGAGUAUCCUUAUGAUAAAUGUUUCUUCUGGAAAGUGGCUUUAGUAUCACCUGGUGAUGCGAAACAUCUUUAUAGAAAAAUAAAUGUCGAAAAAUGGUUAAAUGAUGUUUUUAGCGAUCGACACAUACAUGAUACAAGUGAGAGUUUGAUUUAUGUCAACAAACAGUCGUGGAAUAAUUUGAUGGAAUUUGCUAUUUCAAUUAGUUUGAUCAAUAAGGAUAAAUUAAGUGUUGCUAAUGAGGCUUUAAAUGGUGCCAAUGGUGUAAUAUUUUACAAUACCGAAUGCGAAAAUAACUGCAUAGAUAUCAUAGAGCAAACAUUGAAAUAUAAAUAUCCGUAUCAAGUAAUACCUAUUGUUCUGAUUACUUCACAAUUUAAUGAUCCUGCUGUACUAAAUCACCUUAAUGAUAAAUUAAACAUUUUAAAAAAUAAUGAUACUAUUUUGGGCUAUAAAGUGUUUAUUAUUGAGCCUAAAAAUGUUAUUGAUUCUAUUAAUUCUUGUACUAAGAAUGCGUUAAAGUGGCUGGCAAAGAAUUUUCCAAAGACGCCACCCCUUGAAAUAGAUUAUCUUAAAUCGAUUUGCCAAAGAUACUUGGGUUUUGAAAUAUGGCAUAAAUUAAAAUCUGAAAAGGACCAGCAAACAGAUUAUGUUCUUAAAGAUUUGCAAAAAUUAGUUACUUGCUAUAACUGUGCUGUUGAUAAAUUGACUCAAGUAAUAACAAAUGAAGACAACUUUAACUAUAUGGCUUUUCCAUUAGAAUUCAAAAAAUAUUUAGAUGAUACAUCACCAUAUCCCAAACCAUAUGAGUUUAUUACUAGCAGUGUUAAACAGUCUGAUAAUGUAAGUGCCAUAAAAUAUAUGAUGCAGAAGUUGAAACUUCCGAGUCCUGUGUCGGCCUUCCUACCCAAUAGUAUAACUAAUAUGCAAGAACAGAUUAGAAAAUAUUGUAACCAAAUAAGUUGGUUUCAAGACCCCGAAGAAGUUGUUUGCAAAGUUGUAGCUAUCUUACCGAAUGAAUUUUCUGAUAUAAAUAUGCAAUGUGAUGAAUUCAAUGAAUAUUUUAAGAAUUAUGAUCUAAUAGAUUUAUUAAAUGUCAUUGUCUAUGAAAAAAUAAAUAGUUUAAAUAAUUUUGAAAAUAAAUUUGCUGUGUAUAUAAAAGCUGAUUUAGAGGAAUAUCGUAAUGUUCAUUGGUUAUAUGAAGUAGAUGUUUAUUCUAAAAGUAAACAUCGGGCAUUGGAAUAUGAAGAUGACAUUGAUUAUAUUAUAGAAGCAAAACGGCGAAAGAUUAAUAAUAAUUCAUUUGAGAAUUUAAUCCUAGAAGAUAAGGAUUGUACUAUGGUUGAAGAAAAUAUUCAAUUAGUAAAUCAAAAUAUAUCUACAUAUAACACCUAUAAAGAUGUUGUGUCAGAUCUGGAACAGAAGUUAAAUGAAGAGAAGAAAAAAUCGGAAGAAUUAGACACCUUAUUAAGAAAUGCUCUAUUAAAUGUUUAAAAAAAAUCUUCUUUAUAAAUAUUUAUUUAAAUCAAAUCAUUAUUGAAAUAAAAUGAUUUGCAUAAA